AUGCCGAAAUAUUUUUGCGAGUAUUGCGAUAUCUUCCUGGCACAUAGCAGCUUCUUUGGAAGGAAGCAGCACUCUACCGGUCGGAAGCAUAUACAAAAUAAAAUUGAUUACUACACCGAACAGAUGAAGGAAAAGGGUGUAGGUGUGCCCAAUUAUGACGAUCAGCCAGAAGCUAAAGCUCUGGGUCCUGUAAACUACCCCUCAUCCGUGCCUCCUCUCCCCGGCGCCCACCCCUACGCGCCCCCCUUCGCUGGUAAGGGCUUCGGCAAGGGCAAGGGCAUGCCCUUCUUUGGAAAGGGUUUCGGUUUCCCCAUGAUGGGAAAAGGCCUGCCGAUGCCUCCUCCUCCUCCCGGGCCCUUCGGAAAUCGUCCCCUCGGGUGA
Messenger RNA from Perkinsus marinus ATCC 50983, 381 nucleotides. Its product is annotated as U1 small nuclear ribonucleoprotein C, putative. The record is from RefSeq and is a predicted model, not a curated record. Gene Ontology annotation, molecular function: pre-mRNA 5'-splice site binding; zinc ion binding. Gene Ontology annotation, cellular component: nucleus; U1 snRNP. The transcript has 4 exons. Gene Ontology annotation, biological process: spliceosomal snRNP assembly; mRNA splicing, via spliceosome; mRNA 5'-splice site recognition. The coding region runs from base 1 to 381 and encodes 126 amino acids. NCBI's taxonomy places the organism in Eukaryota, Perkinsozoa, Perkinsida, Perkinsidae.